Molecule: messenger RNA, 2213 nt
Organism: Rotaria socialis
Lineage: Eukaryota; Metazoa; Rotifera; Eurotatoria; Philodinida; Philodinidae
Source: the annotation of a GenBank genome assembly
AUGUUUUCAAAUUUUUUACUAACAAACAGUGAUGAUAAGGAUAGCUCUAAAAAACUACAACGAAAUCAGCAAGAAAUCGUAGACGAGCUACGCAUACAAUGUAAAAGCUUUAAUAAAGAACGAAUAAUGAGUCAGCUUAAUAAUGGCUAUCAAAUAGAUAAAGCAUUUCAUUUACAUGUACCAAACGAGAUAAAACAUAUUGCACGUAAACAUGGUCUACCCGAAGUAAAAUGGGAUCAGAUCUAUCAAAAUUUAAUAGCUAAAAAUAUUGAUGAUCAUACUAAACUAUUACUUGCUCAAACAAUAAAAUAUUCUAUUAAAAAUAGCACAGCUAGUGUGAAACCUGAAGAACUUCUGGAAGUCUUACGGGAAAAUAAUGAAGCUGGGGUAAAUUCUGAGAUUGUUUGGGCGUUGAGCUAUCAACUUAGCAACUCUUUUGCUAAAGAUUCUAAAGAGGUAAUAAACGAAAACUUUAUCCAUGAAAUCAAUAGUAUUGUUGAAGGAUCAGAAAAUAAACUCAAUCAAAGUUCUGUAAUAUUUUUAAAUGAUCAACUUCAAAGAUAUUUCUACGGAAAUCAUUUAGACUAUCGACAAAGUUCUCAUGUACGAAUAAAGACAUCAGUUAAUUAUUCGAAGAAAAUGCCUCAAAAAAUUGUGACGAAAAAUCAACAAGCAACUAAAAUUAAAUACAAAAAUACCCAAUCAGAAGAAUCAACUGAUAAAUUAAAUUCAAUUAAUGUAUUUAAGAAUUUAAAUAAGAAAAUUAAGAUAAACUCUAACAUAGAAAGUCUUCCAACUAUACCAGAGAAGGAUGGAAGUGACACAUCAAUCUUUCGGGAUACCUAUGACGAAGUUGUGCAUCUUUAUAAACGCAUAGAAAGUGGAAAAACAUUGAAGAAAACAGAUAAAGACGAAUAUCUACCAUCGAAAUUUAUAGGACCUCAGAAAAAAUGGCAGUUUGGAUUUGGAUGUGUAGCAAAAGCUUCUGUUGUUCCUAUAAUAAAAAACCUUGUUCAUAGUAUAGAUACUGUCAUAAAACCGCUAUUUAUGGACAGACUGAUUGCAGCUAUAUUUCUUGAAAUAUCAAAAAAACAGAUAUUACAAGAAAAUGCUAUAGCAGUACUAACGGAUUGUAUAGAUACUCUAGAUCAAGUAGAAAUAAAAAUUUUAGGUAAUUCUACUGAUAAAGCAGAAGCUGCUAAAUAUAUUGCAUUGUAUAAUCAGUCGAGAAAUGAUUUGAUAACCUUGGGUUCUGUGAUGCCUUCACCGCUAUCAGUGUAUACGCUUGUUCCAGAUAUACUUGCAAAUGUGGUAAAUGAAAUUAAUAAAAAAGAGACUACAGAUCCAACAAAAAUAAUAGAAAUUUUCUCAUAUCAAAUCAUUCAAAUCAGACUCGCAGCAAUUUCAGCUAUUUAUAAUUGUGCUCGAAGAAAUAGCGCAAUUUUAAACGAAGAACGAUUGAAAAAGAUUGAAAAAUGUCUCGUAGAUGAAGAUAAUGAAUUCCGUGAAUUUGUAAUAAAAAUAUUGCAGCUGAGUAAUGAUACAAAUUAUAAGAGUCUUUUCGACAGAUGUUUAGAAAGCCUAGAACAAAAUGCCAAUAUCGAUGUUUCAUUAGACUAUUUAUAUCAACAGAGCGAGACUGAACAUAGAUGUCAAGAAUUAUUUAAUGAAGAUAUUAUAACAAGAGUAAGUUAUUUAUUCAGGAAAACUAAAUUAAAUGCAGAAACGAAAACACGUUGUUGUAUGAUUAUCAAUAAUUAUCUUGAACAUAGUUAUACUAAAGGUUUGAAUGACGUUCAAUUAGAAAAUUAUGUUUAUUUCAUAAAUGAUCCACAUGUUAGUAGUGAUUCAAAAGUUAAUGCAUUGAUAUCCAUAGUUUUGACUGCUGAAAAAAAUCAUCUGUUGCCUGAGUUUGUUAUUCGAACUCUAGUUGAAAAUAUCAACGAUAGUGAUGAUAAAUUUGGAAAUUUUAUUAUUGUCACAUUGGGAAUCGUUUCUGAAAAACAGAUAAUAACAAAGAUUGAUAAACUGUCAAUUAAAUUAUUAGAUGACUGGGUUAUAGUUGGAGAAGGAACUGAUAUUACUUUUGAGAAAAGCUCAAAAGCUACCUCUGAUUGUCAAUCGAUUUCAUCCAUAGUAGCUCAGAUCUUUGUCAAGUCUUUGCAAAGCAAUGUAAAAAUCACCGAGGAAAGUCUUGAAUAUCUCGCUAAGGC